Pundamilia nyererei is the source of this 1597-nucleotide messenger RNA. RefSeq names its product coiled-coil domain containing 122 (gene ccdc122). The coding region runs from base 118 to 921 and encodes 267 amino acids. The record is from RefSeq and is a predicted model, not a curated record. The transcript has 6 exons. NCBI's taxonomy places the organism in Eukaryota, Metazoa, Chordata, Actinopteri, Cichliformes, Cichlidae.
GUUAGUUGAUUUCACAUUUUUCUAGGGUUACUUGAAACCCAAGGAUAAAAAUGGCAUGCUGUCAUUGCUAACUAUCAGACAUAAACAGUAUAGAAAAUUAUAAGCUAGCAAGUCAAUAUGCCAAACUUUGGGGUCAGUGAGGAUGGACCGCCUGGGUUUUCGUUAACCAAGGCAGUGGAGAAUGUGAGUCAACAUGGCUAUACCCAGAAAGAGGCCCUGAAAGAGAAACAGAGGACACUCAGUACCCUGCAGGCAACUCUGUCAGAGCUUGAGAGGAAAAACGAGGGCAUAGACAAGGACCUGAGAUCAAAAGUGAGAGAAAUCCUAGUGCUGGAAAGUGAGAUGGAGCAGCUGGAGCAGCAGACCAAACUCCUUCAUGAUCGCUGUGUAUCCAUCAGCAAGGAAAACACAGAACUCCAGAUUCUGAUAGGUGAGGAGGAGGAGAUUGCACUAGUGGCGCUUGCAGGGUUCAACGCUUACCGAAGUAAGAUGGAAGGCCACAGGGCAGCUGUUUUGCAUGCAGUGAGCCAGACAAAGGCCCAUAACGAGCUGAAGGAGAAGAAAGAACUAGUACAGAUGCUGAGAAAGCAAAACGAGGAGCUGAAGGAAGAUUUGAACAAUCCAAAUGGAAACACAGUGCAGAUGGCAAAGAGAGAGAUUAAAGCUCUGAAAGAGGAGGUCUCCCUGAAGAUGAAGACCAUAUCUGAGAAGAGACACCGGCUCCAAAAAGAGUCUGAGAUUCAUGGCCAAAUAAAGAAAGACAUAGAGAUCCAGAACAGGCGCUAUGAAGCCAUCAUGAAGCGCCUACGCUGCCAGCUGAGCAGGGCACAAGCCAACCACAGGCAAAUGUCUGAUGAUAUCUACCACAUGAGGAGACAGCUAGCCGAGCUCAGGAGUCAGCAACAGUCAUCACAACCAUAAGCAGUCAGUGGUCAUCGAACUGUAGUGUUAGAUUAAUGUGGGUUAAUUGUUCUGUUAUUGAGAUAAAUGUACACCAGUUGUUAUUAUGAGUGUGUUAGUUUAACAAGGAAGGAGCAUUCUUGUUACUGAAGUUAAACAACAGGGGGCAGCCGUGACCACUGAAUGCCUGACUUUAUCUGUUUGGCUUUCUUGCUUUAUGCCAGAUAUUUAUACAAGAGUUAUUGCUGAAUGUGUUCCUUGACAUGUGCAAGUUUUCUUUUCUUGUUUUUUCCCUUUUCUCAGAUGAAAAGCAUAAAUAUGGAAAUGAAAGGACCGUGUCUUGUGGCUCAGCAUCAGCAGGGGCGUGGGAUGGGAUUUUAGGUCAGGUGGUGUUAGUGAAUCAGUUCAUCCACAACAGUAACCCGAGCAAAACACAAGCCAAAUGUCCACUGUAACUGUCAGUGUGGCAGUGCUGCUUUGGUACACCCUGUCCCAGCUUCUGCCUGACUGGGGCACUUGACGGUUCUGAGGCGACAGUCCCACUGUCGGGUUAACAAGGGCGUGACUGUGCUACUUCAACCAUAACGCGAAAGUAAUUAAACAAUGAAGCUGCCUUUUCAGAAGAUGAAAUCACAUCAGACUGAAUUGAAUCAGCCUCUGAGAAACCCCAGAACUUUAUAACUCUACACUUUUCACA